GUCCCUCUUCUGCUUUUCAACCCCCCUCUCUUUACUUUUUCGUCCAUCGCUUCUUCCUCUCGUUCUUCCACCCUGCUCUCGACAGGGCUGGAAAGCCCGAACGUGGAGCGCGCAAUAAGAGUGCUUCCACAAGUCUCCCACUGCACUUUGUGCUCCGUGUCUACCUUUCAUAUCGUCCUGACCUGCCAAAUCUUAUGUUUCAGCCUCUCGUCCGGUCGCGAUCUUCACGGAUCCCUCGAUCGCUCUUAGCGCCAUCGAGUCUCUCCGUCUCGACCGUUGAUUCUCUUUGUCUGUACUACGCGACUAAGAUCUAAACUCGCAGACUUGUCUCGGAUACCUGCAUAAGACGCUUGCACUAUGGCAUCUAACGCCGCCAUGCUGUUGGACCCACGGGCCCACAGGAAGCAGCUUCAGAACGAUGGUAACGACCCAGAAACUGCUUUUCUUCCGUCAAAAAUCCAGAGAGGCACGGCUUUCGGGGCCUCAGAUGAGCUAUCCCCCUUUCCCUUAUCGUCUAGAGAUUGCUCUCCUCCACAAGACCCUAUCUUCGUACAUCCAACCCUGAUCGGUACAGGAAGCUCACCUCUCCACGAGACAGGUUCCCAGAAUUCAGGUAGCUCAAAUUCAUCCACUGCGCCGGCAGGUACGGUUUCUGCGGCACAUCGUCUUCUUAACCCGCAACGUCGACAGACCUCCAAUCAGUCCAGCCCGAAGUCGAGAUCACGACCUCAGUCGAUCUCUUCACGUAGUGAGGAUAGUGCAAGGUCGUCACUUCAGAGGGCUGAUUACGGUGAGCCUGACGUCGACGUGAUAUUCACUAGCGCACAGGAGGACAUUGCUGAAGGAAAGCGAAAUUCUACCCAUGUCGAUGGCAUGCGCCAUGGGGAUCUCAUCGGAAAUAUAUAUGGCGUGGAACGACGCGCAACCCAACCUUAUAAGAGAGUUAAGACGGAGAAGGAUUUGGACCAGAGUGGAAAGAAGGCGUUAUUUACAUCCUCUGGGACCGGCGCGUUAGGUGAAUGGGUGAAGAACGGUGAAGAGAAGUCGAAUGCUUCCACACCAGUUACCCCUAAUGUUGUCGACUUGACGAUCGAUUCCUCCGCUGGAGCCACUGAUGACGAUGACUUACAGGUCACCGGAUCUAACAAUCUAAGCAUUCAGAGAGUCUGCUAUGGCAAGCUAGAAAAUGCCAUGGUGCAGGCGGUGCUAGUCCCGAAGCCCGCAGCUCAAACGAUGUUUGGCGACUCAGCACACGAUUGGCCCUCAAUCAAACUAGGAGUGCAUCGCCGAGCAAAACAAGGCAACAACCGGAUCGAGGUUGCAGACCCUCAUGGAAAAUUCUUUGGCGCUAUAGAUGCAAACACCGCUGCCGUGAUUACCCCUCUUCUUGAUUCGCCUGUCUUAAAAAUAGACAUCACCGCUCGGUUGGAUGUUCGAAGGAGAGUGGCAAACGAAUGGCCGUGGGCACCUUGCUCAGCUCUGUAUCGGGCGUCUAUUAAUCUGUACGGCCUUAGGAAGGAUGCUGAGCUAGUCGGGAAGCAUCUAGGACAGCAUAAUGUCUGGCUGGGUACCCCGUUUUCUGUAGAACAAGGUGUUCCAGUGUUCAAUCCUCACGCAGAGAGAAGGCGCGCCCAAGCGGCUGCGUCCUUCUUACCAGCCGUGGCUGCGAGGAGCCGGCCAGGUACCAACUAUGAAGUCCGCACUGCAGAAGAAGUGAAUGAUGCAGUAAUGAAGAUGUUUGAUCAGCUUCAGAGUGCGGAAAACAUACCUGAAAUGGAACCUUCUUCACUUCUGUCAACCCCUUUGCUACGCCACCAAAAGCAGGCGCUUUGGUUUAUGACAGAAAAGGAAAAGCCGCGCAAAUUUGGGCCUAAAGAGGAGGAUAAUAAUUCACUUUGGAGGCUAGAAUACGGGAAGAACGGGACGAAGCGGUAUCGAGAGAUCAUAAGUGGCAUCGUACGUGACGAUGAGCCCCCGCAGAGCCUAGGUGGUCUUUUAGCGGAUGUGAUGGGUCUCGGGAAGACAUUGAGCAUCCUGUCACUUGUCGUGUCUUCUUUGACAGAAGCUCGCGAGUGGGCGAACAUGGUACCACCUACGGACCUUAUUCAAAAUCUGCCGGGCAUCCGCAACACUAAAACAACACUUCUGGUGGCUCCUCUGAGUGCUGUCAAUAACUGGACAUUCCAAGUCAAGGAGCACCUGAAAGAAAAUGCCAUAUCCUACCAUGUAUUCCACGGUCAAUCGAGAAUUACGGAUGUUGAAGAGCUGUCUAAAUAUGACUUAGUUAUCACGACCUACAGCAUUGUCCUCAGCGAGCUCUCUGGGAGAGGAUCAAGGCGGAGCCCUGGGAGCCCUUUAACCAAGAUGAACAUGUUUCGAAUUGUCCUAGAUGAAGCGCAUACUAUACGGGAGCAGAGCGCAGCACAGACCCAGGCUAUCUUCAAGCUGAACUCACAGCGUAAGUGGUCUGUAACUGGGACGCCCAUUCAGAAUCGUCUAGAUGACCUUCUUUCGGUGACCAAGUUCCUUGGUUUGCAUCCUUACGAUGACCGGGGGCAGUUCGGAAUCCACAUUCUCAGCCGAUUUAAGACUGGAGAUGCUACUGUUUUAGCAAGCUUGCGAGUGCUUGUGGAUUCUUUCACAUUGCGCCGUGUCAAGGAUAAGAUUGAUAUUCCUGCCCGACACGAUAAGAUCAUAACACUUAAUUUCUCCGAGAAAGAGAGACAGCUGCAUGAGCUUUUCCGAAGAGAAUCGAACGUGAUGAUGAGAGUGAUUGCCGGCGAGGAUAAGACAGCGUUGAAGGGUCGAAUGUAUCAUCACAUUCUAAAGGCAAUGGUAAUUCUACGCCAAGUCAGUGCCCAUGGCAAAGAGCUUCUCGACAGUAAUGAGCGCGCAAGAAUUAAGGGUAUGAGCGUUGAUGACGCUAUUGACCUCGAAGAAGGCGGGAACGAAGCACCGGAUCUAGUCGACAAAAAGGCAUACGAGAUGUUUACGUUGAUGCAGGAGUCCUCAGCAGAUAUGUGUGCUCUAUGUAGCAAACGUCUCGAAGAGCCAAAUGCUGAUUCCGGCGCUACGGACCGGCAAGCACCAUUGGCGAUCAUCCUUCCUUGCUUUGACGUCCUUUGCCCUGAAUGUUUCUCUGGUUGGAAACAGGCAUUUGACAGCCAACCUGGGUCCUCAACACACGACAUCAAAUGCCAGGUCUGUGAUGGAUGGAUCCCGGUUUCAUAUUCUACCAUCACCCCUGGUGGGCUACAAGAAUAUAUGAUGGGCCAAGCUCAAGCUAAGCAGAGUCGAAAGCAAGCGAAGGUCCUUGGAGAGUACGAAGGACCGCAUACGAAGACAAAGGCGCUGGUGACACAUCUCUUGGAGGCGGCAGAGGAGAGCAAGGGUCUGAAGGAUGAGCGUCCUAUUAAGAGUGUAGUAUUUUCUGCAUGGACUUCGCAUUUGGACCUGAUCGAGAUUGCGCUAAGAGAUAACGAUCUCACGGGCUUUGCCCGUCUGGACGGGACGAUGACUCUGUCGGCGCGCAACAAGGCCCUUCAGGACUUUCAUGAUAAUGAUGACACCACAGUCCUCCUCGCGACUAUAGGAGCUGGUGGCGUGGGUCUCAACUUGACCGCCGCUUCCCGCGUUUAUAUCAUGGAACCUCAGUACAACCCUGCAGCAGUGGCACAGGCUAUCGAUCGCGUGCAUCGGAUCGGGCAGACACGCGAGGUGACUACCGUGCAGUUCCUCAUGAAGGAUAGUAUUGAAGAGAAGAUCUUCGAGCUGGCCAAGAAAAAGCAACAGUUGGCCGAUAUGAGCUUGAACCAAAGGAAGCUUGAUAAAAGAGAGGUACAGGAGCAACGCAUGAGUGAAUAUCGAAGUCUUUUCAAAUGAUACCAAUCCCCUUCAUCCCCCUCUUACCCGAUUUUGGUUUUAUUUUUUUUUCCUCUUUUUUUUUCUGGCUCCCCUCCCCAUUUGUCUAUCUGCGUCAAACUUUAAAUCUCGAUACCAUAGAGACGGACACCCACACUAGUACAAACAUGAAUAAUACCUGAUACCCACUGAUUUACACACGGCGUUAAUAUGUCCCAUGUUGUCCUACAUUUCGUUUUGCUGGCGCUUGUGAUGAACACAGAAGAUCUAGACAGCAUUGGUGAUACACGGAUAAAUGCAAAUCAAGACUUCGCUACAUUCCUGAUAAGUCUCUCCUUCCAUGGCGAUAAAGUCCUAUAGUAGCAAUAUCC
This is a messenger RNA of Aspergillus alliaceus, 4232 nucleotides long. Its product is annotated as DEAD/DEAH box helicase. Gene Ontology annotation, molecular function: ATP-dependent chromatin remodeler activity; ATP binding. The coding region runs from base 358 to 3882 and encodes 1174 amino acids. The record is from RefSeq and is a predicted model, not a curated record. NCBI's taxonomy places the organism in Eukaryota, Fungi, Ascomycota, Eurotiomycetes, Eurotiales, Aspergillaceae. The transcript is spliced from 2 exons.